AUGAAUCUGCGCUUGGAAUUGACCCGGUUUUUGAACCUCUGCUUUGCAUUGGCUUCCGCCUUUAUGUUCUGGAAAGGUCUUUCAAUAGUUACAGACUCCCAUUCUCCUAUAGUAGUGGUACUUUCGGGUUCCAUGGAGCCUGCUUUCCAGAGAGGAGAUAUUUUGUUUUUGUGGAACCGAAACACCUUGAACAAAGUUGGAGACGUGGUGGUGUAUGAAGUGGACGGCAAGGACAUUCCGAUUGUGCACAGGGUGCUGAGAGAGCAUGUGGACGAGAACACCGGAAAGCAGCUCCUUCUAACUAAGGGUGACAACAACGCCGGAAAUGAUAUUCCAUUGUACGCCAAACGCAAAGUUUAUUUGCACAAAGAAAAAGACAUUGUGGGUACUGUCAAGGGCUACAUUCCGCAGCUUGGGUACGUUACAAUCUGGAUCUCUGAGAACAAGUACGCGAAAAUGGGACUUAUGGGUCUAAUUGGUUUGAGCGCUUUGUUAAGUAAUGAGUAA
Lachancea nothofagi CBS 11611 is the source of this 507-nucleotide messenger RNA. The record is from the annotation of a GenBank genome assembly. Lineage: Eukaryota; Fungi; Ascomycota; Saccharomycetes; Saccharomycetales; Saccharomycetaceae.